Molecule: messenger RNA, 326 nt
Organism: Yamadazyma tenuis ATCC 10573
Lineage: Eukaryota; Fungi; Ascomycota; Pichiomycetes; Serinales; Debaryomycetaceae
Source: RefSeq, a predicted model, not a curated record
UGCACAACAUUGUUCCUUGUUUCCAACAUGUCAUCACCACAGAGAGAAGGCUUCACCGCCCCCUCGUCCAUAUCACACGCUGCCCAAGGGUAUGUUGCCUCCAAGUCCUUGGGGGUUAAGUACUACUGUGCCCAGUGUGGGUCCUCAUUUUCCUUGAACAAGAGUGAUGCCAUCAGAUGUAAAGACUGUGGGCACAGAGUUAUUUAUAAGGCCAGAACCAGAAAAAUGGUACAAUUUGAGGCGAGAUGAUUACUGGUGCUCCCUACAAGCACCUCCGGUGUAACUUUGCACCUUUCCAUGUAUAAUAGUAAUAUAUAUUAGUGUUA